Stegastes partitus (bicolor damselfish) is the source of this 2517-nucleotide messenger RNA. RefSeq names its product G patch domain containing 2 (gene gpatch2). The record is from RefSeq and is a predicted model, not a curated record. The transcript is spliced from 10 exons. Lineage: Eukaryota; Metazoa; Chordata; Actinopteri; Pomacentridae. Bases 90 to 1682 code for a protein of 530 amino acids. Gene Ontology annotation, molecular function: nucleic acid binding.
CGUUAGCUUUUGUGUCAGAAUGCUGUCUGCAGAGUGUCGCUGUGUGUCCGUUGUUUCUGGCUGAGGGUAUCCGGUACCGGGUGGCUUUAAUGUUCCGUGCAGCUAAUCUAAAAACCAUCGGCAAAACGGGAACUGGCUGGCACUUUCGCCGGACGAUGGACGAGCUGGUCCACGACCUGGUGUCAGCGCUGGAGGAGAGCUCAGAGCAGGCAGCUCGCGGUGGUUUCGGCGAUGGAGGGGACCACGCUCUGGCGGUGGGCUGUCUGCUGAAGAGGCAGGCUCGGAAACGGAGGGGCAGGAAGCGGCGCUCCGACAACCCGCAUCCGCCGUGGGAGACCGGGCACCUCAGCGAGGGCUCAGAGUCCAGCGUGGAGGAGCAUAAGGACUACCGUGCCAGUACCGGAGGCGUCUCUGCUGCCAACAGCCAUGCCCGCGAUAACAGCGACUCGGACGAACAGCUCGGACCCAAACGCCGAAACCCCCACACGGCUGAGAUCGGCCGGAGCAAGAGGCCGCUGUGGCCGGACGACCUGGGCGUGCUCGGGUCAGCGGAGGGAACUCGCAGCCUCAGACGGCGACGUAAAGUCAAACGUAUGGCCGUCGACCCGCCCGCAGAACCAGAACCUCCCUCCUCCACCAUGCUGGGGCCGCCGCCGGUACCCAAAGCCCGGGUGGGCGGGCGGCCGCACAGACUGGGUCCGAGCGAGGGCAGGGGUCCCAUGGAGUUGUGUGGAGGGGGGCUGCUGGGGUCUGGAGGAGGGAAGAACCGGGUGAAGAAGAGGAAGCUGGCCUCCCACAGACUGGGGCUGGAGGCUGCAGAUGAAGGGGUGGUGGUGGAGAGCGAAGACCCCGUCUCCUCCCCCAUGGAAGGCUCCAAGGACAAGAUGGAGCUGGAGGAGCCGAAGGGCUCGGAUGAGGACAUGAGUGACAGGUGUGAGACCAGCAGCGUCAGUAACAGCAGCGACGGAGGCCUCUACACCAACGACGAGGGGAGACAAGGAGACGACGAGCAGAGCGACUGGUUCUACGAGGGCGAGCCGGGCUCCGGUUCAGCACCCGGUGGGGCCUGUGGGAUAGCAGGAGUGGUCCCCUGGUGGGAGAGGGAGACCGGAUCAGAGGAGCUGGACCUGGCCGACCCGGUCUUCAACAGCAUUCUCACCGGGUCUUUUCCACUCAUGAGUCCCGGAGCACAGAGAGGCUUCCAGGCCAGGUUGAGUCGUCUCCAUGGAAACCAGCAGGGAUCCGACGCGGGGCUGCAGGGAAGCUCGGGUCAAGGCUUCAGCGAGAGACUGGGCCGCCAGAGCCAGGACGCCCACGAGCCUUGGUUCAGCUCCGGCUCCAGGAGGGAACACGGACAGCUGCACUGGGACCCUCGAACCGACCGAGGACAUCGGAGGAGCUGCUCGGUUAAAACGGCGAGCAGACAGACCAGCGGACACCUCGGCUCUCUCUGCACGGGAGACGUGAAGCGACGGCGGAAAGCUGCCCCCCUCGGCUCCACCGCCCCCUCAGGCGUGGUCGGGGAGAACGCGCCGCCCAUCCCCGACAACAACAUGGGGAGUCGGAUGCUGCAGAGCAUGGGCUGGAGUCCGGGGAUGGGUCUGGGCCCGGAGGGGCGGGGCAUCACCGAGCCCAUCAGAGCCACCCAGAGACCCAAAGGCACCGGUCUGGGCUUCAACUGAACCGGUUCUGCAUCCUGAAGCUGAAACGCCCUCAAAAAAUCAAAACAAAAACAGAGAGGAAGUCCUCCUUUAAAAACAGAACAGUCCAGGUGGAGGGAGGCGGCGAGGGUCGUCAUGGCGACAGAGCGAUGGAGGAGGAGCUUUCCCAUAUUGGGGAAGCAGCAGGAAGCCCGGCGGACUCCUGAGCUGCAGGAAAAAGGCUUCGACAAACUCCACGUUGGAGAAACAAACGCUGCCGACGGUUUACAGCGGCCCAGUCGAUUCGUCAACGGUUCAACGAAUCAACGCUUCGAGUACCUCAGACACGUUCAGGCUCCCGAGCAGGGACCCGCUCUCAUGGAAGGAGCCAUCAGGAGGCUUUUAUUAUGGAAACCUGAACUUUCCCUUUACGUAGCAGCUGAGAAAACACACGUCUGUCGUGUUCAUCCAGAUUUAUUUAAGGUUCUCAAACAGCUGCUGCAGCAUUCAGACGACUGUAACCGACUUCAUCUACAGUAUGAGACGACACGACGAGUUACAGGAGAACGUUUCUGUCAUUGGUCACGUUUAAAGGUCCUACAAACCUGUGGUUAGUCGUGUUUUCACUUCAUCUGCAAAUACAGACUCUGGCCUCGUCCACAUGGGCACACAUUGUUUAACGGUCAACACAACCGAAACGAGUUGUUUGGUUUUGGACCAACAAGACAUUUCAGGAAACAGUUAAAGUAAUCAUCAGUUGCAGCCCUUUAAUGAACCUUCAUCAAACCAAACUCCAUUAAAAAAAGCUUCAAUUUAAAGCCAGAAUCAGGAUGAAUUUCUGUCACUAAUUUCAAGUAAUUAAAAAAAAAAAAAAAAA